Symbiodinium sp. CCMP2592 is the source of this 6807-nucleotide messenger RNA. NCBI's taxonomy places the organism in Eukaryota, Dinophyceae, Suessiales, Symbiodiniaceae. The record is from the annotation of a GenBank genome assembly.
AUGGAACAGCGGCGGGUGCGACGGGACCAACCUCAGGCGUCACCGGACCGGAAUCGUCAGUGCAUGAGAACACCGGAUCGGGCCGCGGCGACGCGUUUAUGUCAGCUACUCCUCUUUUUCCGCAGUUUCGGCCGUCUCCGCUUCCAGGACAAUCCCCAGUGGCUUCGCCGCCUAGUUCUUCGAGGGCUUGGUUUGCGAGGUUGGGUGACUACUUACAGAGGACUGUGGAAGUGUGGCCAGUUCCAACCGGCUGUGAUGCAUCAAGAUGACUGGCGCAUCCGAGAUGUGACUCAGGCAGUCAAUUCUCCUCUACCGCAGGCGCCUGUGAGGCACCAAAGAGAGAUGGAUCCGCGUCCGCCGUCUAGCAGCGGAUCUGCCGGAGUGUCGCCGGAGCUUAUUCAGGCGGAAGUGUCGCGACAGCUGGAGUCCAUGAUGUCUGAGGUCAAGGGCCAGCUGCAGGAGGAGCGUAUGAGGACCCAGGACGCGCUCAUGGAAGCGCGCUUUCUUCGACAGCAGCUGGACUUCCUCUUCCACUGGCUGAUGGCUCUGGAGUUUCUGCAGGAGUUCCCUCGAGUCAUCCUCUACCUGGUCCUGUGGUACAAGAGCGGGCGAGCUGAUCGUCCCGAGACCGUGAAACCGGGGAUUACACAGCUCCCAAUGCUUCCUGAGUACAGACCAGCAACGGGUUCCAUAGACCUCUUGAACUGGUUGACGCACAUAGAGCCGAUCAUGCAGGACCUCUCGGAUACGAGUAGCUCAUGGUGGAGGGCAACACUACAGGAUGCUGCGACUUGGUAUGCUCAAUACAGCGCGGCCCCACCGCUCCUUCGACUACAACUGAAACCAAUAGCUUCCACAGGGCAUGACCGACCAGAAUGGACCCGAGUUGAACGUAGGGCUACUGCCAUGAUCCUUUCUGCAAUCCCCGGCACAGUCAAGGAUGAAGCUAUCUCCGCGGGUACAAUCACGACCCUCACGCUUUUGUGCAAGCUUUACACUGUGUACCAACCGGGUAAUUUGCAGGAGAAGGCCCUCAUCCUCCAACAGCUUGAACGCCCUGAACCAUGUGCCAGUGCCCACGCCGCUGUUGAAGGCCUACGGAAGUGGACGCUUUGGAGAAGAAGAGUGGAGGCCGUCGGGAUUGCCGAACCUGACGCAUCAGUUCUGGUUCAAGGUUUGGAUCAGAUAACCUCACAGGUCGUCAAGGGGAACUCUGAGCUGUCCUUUCGAGUUUCCCUUAUUCGAAGCAGUCUUCAAGUUGAUGUGUGCCCCACAGUGGACUCUGUGACGUCAUUCUCUCAGCAUUUGCAAGCUGAAAUGGAACAACAAGCACGGCUUGGUGCUGUGAUGACCCCGCCGGCCGUGAGCCUGAAGGCGAUCACCUCCACUUCAUCUCCAGAUGCCGGUGAAGCUUCUGGGGUAGCUGGAACAGGUGGCUCUCCGCCGGCCCGUCCCAACAAUGGCUUGUGUCGCUUCUUCGCAGGAGAUAAAGGAUGCCGGCGAGGAAAUACUUGCCGUUAUCCUCACACGUGGAACCUGCUGGAAAAGGGGGGUCGCUCCAAGAAGUGUUUGGCCUGCGGUUCCACCCAGCACAAGGUGAAGGAUUGCAAGGCUCCUGGAGGAUCUCAGUCACCAUCGAGAACCAACAAAGGGCAGGUCACUGGCCCGGGUGAGACGGGUUCUACUUCCCCUACUGCGACGGUGGAGUCUUCGGCAAGAAGGGUGACGUUUGAUGGGGAGCAGAUCCAGGCGAAAGUCCUCCAGACCCUCAAUGAUGUACGGUUUUUACCAAUGGUGCGGUCAGUGGUCAGCAAGGUAUGUGGAUGGGCGACAAGGAGGACUCCGCCGUCUCCGCGUUCGAGGUCGGCAUUGUUGGACUCAGGAGCAACACAUGUUUUGCGAGGCCCACGUGAUGAUGGUGAAUGGGAGGCCGCUCGUGAAGUUCGGGUUCAACUGGCCGGGGACUCUAGCACUUCUAUGAAGCAAACCCAGGAAGGGACGUUGUUGAACGAGGACCAGAUGGCCCAGAUCAUCGUUCCCCUGGGCAAGGUCAUUACUCACCUAGGCUUCCGACUUCAUUGGACCGCGGAAGAGUGCUACCUUGAGGGUGAGGAUGGUGAGGUGAUCAACUUGGAUGUGGUGAGAGGCUGUCCCGAGGUGAGUGAAGAGGUGGCCCAGACUUUGAUUGCUCGGUUGGAGCAGUCACAACUCCCUGAGCUUGUGAGCUCAACUGAGGCGUCGGUGAGGGCGCUGGGUGCUGUGAAGACAAGUUGGAGGGCUUGCUUGAUGGAGUAUGUUGUGAGUGGCAACAUGGAGUCGGGCAGAGCUGCUGUUGACAAGGCCUCCUUCUUGAUGUACCGCGAGGAGGUAAAGGAAGCCUUGAUUGUGAAGCGAUCUACAAAGGGUGUUUGGGACAUCUUGAAGGGCAUCAAUGUGAACCGGCGCUCCAGAAAGCGUCUCCUUCGUUCGCCCUCCUGGGUGGUCCGGUGGGACCCCCCGUCUGUGGAUCGCCAGCGGGAUGACUUGAAGCAUCUUGGAGGUGCUGAAGAGUCUAUUUACCUCAAUGUCAACACCUUGCUGGUCGACAAUGAGUUUCAGGAUGUGUGGCGAGUGUUGUUGUGGGGAGCUACGUCAGGGAAGAUAACUACAGUUGUUGCACGCGAUUGUCAAGGAACCUCCCUGGAUCAAGUGGUGGCGGCUCCGCAUCGUGAUAAGGUGCACCUUCUUCAUGCGUUGUCUACGGCGGGCCGCACGGUACGUGGUCAGGGCCAAGUUCGGCUACUUGUGGAAGAUUGGGAUCGGGUUCAGCGAACAGAUCAAAAUCCCGAUGAUGAUAUUUGGCCGGCCUGGUCACGAUGUGUGGAUGCACGGGAGUAUGUGAAGGAGAUGGGCAUCAUGGAUAUCUCGAUCUCUCGAUUCACUGGCAAAAGAUAUGCGAGGUUAGCUCGCAUGGAUGGGGAUGCCGCAUGGCGUCUCCAUGUGAUGAGGGGCCACCAGCCCUUCCGCCGAGAUUGCUCGGUAUGUGUUCGGAACAGCGCCACGGGCAAGCAGCACCGGGCGACAAUGCACCCGAUGGCCUACAGCCUCAGCGUUGAUGUUGUGGGCCCUCUCAAGGAGUACGGCAAAUCACCUGAUGGGAAGUUCUUCAAGUACUUUGUGAUAGGUGCUCUGAGGAUACCUAAGAUCGAAGGUGGAGAAGGCCAUCCUGAAGUUCGGGGCCACCCAAUCCCUCCUGAAGGUGAUCCUGAGUGUCCGGAUGAAGAUGUGUUGUCCGAGGAGGAGGUUGAUGAGGACGAGUCCAAGGCGCCCCUCGAGACCUCAACCCUCUACUUCGCGGUCCCCGUCAACAACAAGAAGGCGGCAACGAUGCUACCGGCGGUCCAGAAGAUUGUCUUGGAUGUGAAGGCAUUGGGAUAUCCGGUUACCCGUCUCCAUAGUGAUCGAGGAGGAGAGUUCAGGGGCCACUUGGUGAGACGAUGGGCUCUGUCACAGGGGAUGUGGCCUACGACGACUUCGGGUUCUGAGUCGGCCGCCAAUGGUGUUGCAGAGUCUGGUGUCCGUUACCUCAAGCGCCGAGCGCGCGUGUUGAUGGAUAGCGCGGGUGUUCCUAAGUGCAACUGGCCUACGGCGAUACAAUACGCCGCCACCCAGCAACGCUAUGAUGCUCUGGGCAUGAUGUCACCAAUGCCUUUUGCUUAUGGGGCUCGUGUCUACGUGAAGACCAAGAAGUACAAGACUGGAGCAGUGGAGGACUUUGGCCCCCAUUGGACUCAUGGGCGUUAUGUGGGCCCGUCUACCGAUGUUCGAGGUGGACACUUGAUCGUGAAAGAGUCCGGGACCUUUGUUCAGACCACCCAUGUGAGGGUUACCACCGACCCUCCGCCUCUUGAUAAGGUUGCUCCUUCAAUCAUUGUUGAAGCUGAGGGUGAGAAGAAGGAUGAACCUGUCGGAGCAGAACCCCCUCUACCACCACCGCAUGAACCACCACCGAGAACGCGGAUGCGAUCAAAGAUGCCUAGGGCAGCAAAGGUGGGCGAGCUCUAUGAGUUGUUUCCUGGAUUGUCAGAGAUUCAGAAUGACAUAAAGGGCUCGGAUGAGGAGGAGGCGGUCAUGAAGUACUUGAGGCCAGAGGAGAUUGAGUAUGUGGAGCUGGUUGCCAAGGACUUGUUUGUCAAAGAGAAGUUCACUGCGGAGGACAGUGCUCACCUGUUGGGCCUCUUUGCUGGGACAUGUGGAAACUUGAAGGUUCCCCGUGCUCCGGAGGGUCAAGGAAUGGUUAUGGGAGCAUUUGUUCAUGGCGGUUCGUUUGGCGUGACUCGGUAUGGCCGUGAUCUUCCCUGGACUACAAAGUAUUUCAACGUUUACAUGAUGAAAAAGAUUCUGGACCGAUGGCCUGGAACGAGACCAACAUGGUCUGCCCUUGUGAUCCAGGGUUCGGAUCAAGUCCCCCGGCAUCGUGAUGUUCACAAUGAAAGGGCAACGUUCAACUAUGUGUUGGAGUUAAAGUCUGAGGCGGUGAAUGGUUUGUGGGUGGAGAACAAGGGCGAUGAGAGAUGUGUUGUUGGAGGUGAAUGUCCUGUUGAUUACCAGUAUGAAACACCAGAUGGUGCAGUACAUGAAGGCUGUUUGGUUGAUGUUACGGAAUCACCGGCGGCGUUUGACCCGCGGAUCCCCCAUGCGUACGUUCAGACUGGGGGGAAAAGGUGGUUCCUGUCGGCCUACACCCCGCAAGGGGUUUCAAGACUGAGUGCUUUGGACAAGGAGUACCUCAACAACCUGAACUUCCCUCAGCGUCGUGAUGAAGUUGAUGAUCAUCAUGGAGUGCUGGAAACCACACCGGCACUAAGGACGGCUUCCUUUCCUUCAGAGGAUACACUGAGUGGAUCUCGUGUGAGUAUGCAAGAUGUGGAACCUGUCACCAUCGGUGAUUGUGAAGCUACCUUGUGUGAUUGGGGCUUCUAUGUGGAAGAUACCGUUGAGGAGGAGUACGCCCCCCACCAAUACCGUCAAGUGAGUUGCCUACGUCAGGUGUGUUCAUCAGAUGAUCCUGGUGUGGAGCUAAAUGGUUUGGUUCAGUCUAUCCAGGAGCUCGUUGAGGAGGAGGUUGGACCUAAGAUCACCGACGAGAUGUUGGACAACAUGGAGCAUUGGAGCUCUAUGGGACUGUUUGAUGUUCCAAGGAUUUGCAAGGUCGAGCCCGAGUACACCCCGGACAUUGAGGACUUGAUUAAUGCUGCUACCCGUCAGCGCAUCCCGCUUCGCCACACCUACAAUGUGAGUCCAUCGGAGGCUAGAUCCUCGAUUGAGAGGUGGAGGAGCUCUAUCAUCAAGGAGCUUGGCGUGGUUGAAAAGGGGUUCCAAAGGAUCAAGACGAGUGACCUGAGCCAGUUGAAAGUUAGCCACACGGUCCAGGAGCUUCCUUCGAAGCUUGUUUUCACGGUGAAACCACCAGCGAGCUCCACAGCCCAGCCGCAACAGGACAAUGAGGACGAUGAGUCACACUACUGCAAGCGUAAAAGCAGGAUAGUGUGUUGCGGGAACUUUGCUUCAGAUGAGGGCUAUGACUUGUUUGCUGGAGGUGUUGCGGCAGAAAGUCUUCGAUGCGUGUUGGUGUUCACGGCGGGUGAGGGCUGGAUGAUUGGGACCGUCGAUGUCACUGGAGCGUUUAUGUUGACUCCGUUGUCGAGGGCAGAAGGUCAAACGCUUUAUGUUAUACGACCACCAGCAGCCCUUAUCCAGCUAGGCUUGGCCGACAAGGACGAAAGGUGGCUGCUCACUCAUGGAAUGUACGGUUUACGACAAUCACCACGACUUUGGUCUGAGUACCGUGAUUCUGAGUUGAAGCAGAUGACCAUAGAGUGCAAUGACAAGUCGUGGUACAUGAAGCCUGGCAUCGCCGAGCCCAAUGUUUGGAUGGUGUAUGAAGUGGGCGUCCCCGUCGAGCAAGGACCAGCAGGCCUAGUACUGCUGUAUGUCGAUGAUAUUAUGCUUGCUGGCCCUCAUGAUUUGGUGCUGGCCAUGUCUUCAUCGAUUGGCCGGUUGUGGAAAACUUCGGAGCUAGAUCUACUGACUCCCGGCCGUGAUCUACGAUUUCUGGGAUGUGAGAUCUCGGUGAGCGAUGAUGGACGAGUGUUUUACAUUCACCAGCGGCCCUACAUCGAAGAGGUCCUCCGGCAUCAUGCGAUACCAGAUACCACGCUCUCCUAUGUCCAGGCCCCUCGCGAGAUGGUGACCUUUGAGGCGUUUGAGGACGAGGCGCAAGGGACAGAGGAGCAAGUAAAGGCUGCACAACGACUGUGCGGCGAACUACUGUGGCUUGCUCAGCGUUCGAGGCCUGACAUCAGCUACGUUGUCAGUGCCAUGGGAUCCCUACUUUCCCGGGCCGCCGCACGGUGCACGGCCAUUGGGAUGAGGCUACUAGCCUACCUCCAGCAGACAAAGCACUUAUCAUUGGCAAUGAGGGCAACAUCAGACGAGCUGAUCGCAUUCUCAGAUAGCUCCUUCGCCCCGCAAGGGACCCGGAGCUUUACGGGCGCAGUGCUGAGCUGGAGAGGAUCACCAGUUUCCUGGCGAGCGGCCAAGCAGCCGUUUACGUGCCUGAGCACGGCCGAGUGCGAGCUUGUCGCGUCCAUCGAGGCGCUUACAAUGGCCAAGUCCUUGGAAGCCGUGAUUCCUUUAGCUGGACCCAGUGGAACGCCCCAUUGUGCUUGGUAUCGACAACCAAGCCGCGAUAUCUAUCGCGCAACCUUCGUCUACGGCGUCAUGGAGAACGAGGCACUUGAGGGUGAGGGCUUCCUAUGUUCAUGA